Molecule: messenger RNA, 4025 nt
Organism: Peromyscus eremicus (cactus mouse)
Lineage: Eukaryota; Metazoa; Chordata; Mammalia; Rodentia; Cricetidae
Gene: Phc1
Product: polyhomeotic homolog 1
Exons: 15
Coding region: 172-3180 (1002 amino acids)
Cellular component (GO): PRC1 complex; nucleus
Molecular function (GO): protein binding; zinc ion binding
Source: RefSeq, a predicted model, not a curated record
CUGGGCCCCCGCCCCUCCAGGAAGGGGAGGAGGCGGCGCGCCGCCGAGGCCCAGCGGACCCCCCCCUCCCCCCGCCCCUGAGGUGGACGCCCCCCGCGAGGACUCGGGUGCGGAGCCCGGCGCGAAGGGCUUGAGUCAGAGCACCAUCCUUGGGGACCCUGGACCACGAUCAUGGAGACUGAGAGCGAGCAGAACUCUAGCUCCACCAACGGGAGUUCCAGCUCAGGGGGCAGCUCUCGGCCGCAGAUAGCGCAAAUGUCCCUGUAUGAGCGGCAGGCAGUGCAGGCUCUGCAAGCACUGCAGCGGCAGCCCAAUGCAGCUCAGUAUUUUCACCAGUUCAUGCUCCAGCAGCAGCUCAGUAAUGCCCAGCUGCAUAGCCUGGCAGCCGUUCAGCAGGCCACAAUUGCUGCCAGUCGGCAGGCUAGCUCCCCAAACAGCAGCACUGCACAGCAGCAGAGCGCUACCACCCAGGCCUCGAUCAACCUGGCGACCACAUCAGCCGCCCAGCUCAUCAGUCGAUCCCAGAGUGUGAGCUCUCCCAGUGCUACCACCUUGACCCAAUCUGUGUUACUGGGGAACACUACUUCCCCACCCCUCAACCAGUCCCAGGCCCAGAUGUAUCUGCGGCCACAGCUGGGAAACCUAUUGCAGGUUAACCGGACCUUGGGCCGGAAUGUGCCUCUAGCCUCCCAACUCAUCCUGAUGCCCAAUGGGGCAGUGGCUGCAGUCCAGCAGGAGGUGCCACCCGCUCAGUCUCCGGGAGUUCAUGCAGAUGCAGAUCAGGUGCAGAACUUGGCAGUGAGGAACCAGCAGGCCUCAGCUCAAGGACCCCAGAUGCCAGGCUCCACUCAGAAGGCCAUCCCUCCUGGAGCUUCUCCUGUUUCUGGCCUCUCCCAGGCUUCUAGCCAGGCCCUAGCUGUGGCACAGGCUUCUUCUGGGGCCUCAGGCCAGUCACUCAACCUUAGUCAAGCUAGUGGAGGCAGUGGGAAUAGCCUCCCAGGCUCUAUGGGUCCAGGUGGAGGUGGCCAGGCGCCUGGGGGCUUGGGCCAGUUGCCGUCUUCAGGAUUGGGUGGUGGAAGCUGUCCCCGGAAGGGCACAGGAGUGGUGCAGCCCUUACCCCCAGCUCAAACAGUGACUGUGAGCCAGGGCAGCCAAACAGAGGCGGAGAGUGCAGCAGCCAAGAAGGCAGACGCAGAUGGGAGUGGCCAGCAGAGUGUGGGCAUGAACCUGACCCGGACGGCCACGCCUGCCCCCAGCCAGACGCUUAUUAGCUCAGCCACAUACACACAGAUCCAGCCCCAUUCACUGAUUCAGCAGCAGCAGCAGAUCCACCUCCAGCAAAAACAAGUGGUGAUCCAGCAGCAGAUCGCCAUCCACCACCAGCAGCAGUUCCAGCACCGCCAGUCCCAGUUGCUUCACACAGCCACACACCUCCAGUUGGCCCAGCAGCAGCAGCAGCAGCAGCAGCAGCAGCAACAGCAGCCGCAAGCAACAACCCUCACUGCCCCUCAGCCAGCCCAGGUCCCACCUACUCAGCAGGUCCCACCUUCCCAGUCCCAACAGCAAGCUCAGACCCUGGUGGUCCAACCAAUGCUUCAGUCUUCACCCCUGUCUCUUCCACCUGACCCAACCCCCAAACCACCCAUCCCCAUUCAGUCCAAACCACCUGUAGCACCCAUCAAACCUCCUCAACUCGGAGCUGCUAAGAUGUCAGCCACCCAGCAGCCACCACCACAUAUCCCUGUGCAAGUUGUCGGUACCCGGCAGCCAGGUACAGCUCAGGCACAGGCUUUGGGAUUAGCACAGCUGGCAGCUGCUGUACCUACUUCCCGGGGAAUGCCAGGGGCAGUCCAGCCUGGCCAGGCCCAUCUGGCCUCCUCGCCACCUUCAUCACAGGCUUCUGGUGCACUUCAGGAGUGUCCUCCCGUGUUGGCGCCGGGGAUGACCCUUGCUCCUGUGCAGGGAACGGCACAUGUGGUCAAGGGUGGGCCUACAGCUUCCUCCCCUGUCGUGGCCCAAGUUCCUGCUGCUUUCUACAUGCAGUCUGUGCACCUGCCGGGUAAACCCCAGACAUUGGCUGUGAAACGAAAAGCUGAGUCUGAGGAGGAGAGAGAGGACGCCACCACGUUGGGCUCUAUGCUUCCCGCAAAGGCAUCACCAGCAUCAGAGAGCCCAAAGGUGCUGGAGGAGAAGAACAGUGUUGGAGAGAAAGCUGAACCAGUGGCCAGUUUGAAUGCUAAUCCUCCAAGCAGUGACUUAGUAGCCUUGGUCCCUACCCCAUCAGCACCGCCUCCUACUCUAGCCUUGGUGUCCAGACAGAUGGGUGACUCAAAACCCCCACAGGCCAUUGUGAAGCCACAGAUUCUCACGCACAUCAUUGAAGGCUUUGUUAUCCAGGAAGGAGCAGAGCCUUUCCCGGUGGGAUGUUCUCAGUUACUGAAGGAAUCUGAGAAGCCACUGCAGGCUGGCCUUCUGACGGGGCUGAAUGAGAGUCAGUCAAGUGGCCCUUUGGGAGGAGACAGCCCCUCUGUAGAGUUAGAUAAGAAAGCCAAUCUCCUAAAGUGCGAGUACUGUGGGAAGUACGCCCCGGCAGAGCAGUUUCGUGGCUCUAAGAGGUUUUGCUCCAUGACGUGUGCAAAGAGGUACAAUGUGAGCUGUAGCCACCAGUUCCGCCUGAAGAGGAAAAAGAUGAAGGAGUUUCAGGAAGCCAGCUAUGCCCGUGUCCGGAGGCGAGGACCCCGCCGCAGCUCUUCUGACAUUGCGCGUGCUAAGAUCCAGGGCAAGCGCCAUCGGGGCCAGGAGGACUCUAGCCGGGGCUCGGAUAAUUCCAGUUAUGAUGAAGCACUCUCCCCAACAUCUCCUGGGCCAUUGUCAGUACGACCUGGACAUGGAGACCGUGACCUAGGAAACACCAUUACAGCUCCACCUACACCAGAACUGCAUGGCAUCAACCCUGUGUUUCUGUCCAGUAAUCCCAGCCGAUGGAGUGUGGAGGAGGUCUACGAGUUUAUUGCUUCUCUGCAAGGCUGCCAAGAGAUUGCAGAAGAGUUUCGUUCCCAGGAGAUUGAUGGACAGGCCCUUUUAUUACUUAAAGAAGAACAUCUUAUGAGUGCCAUGAACAUCAAAUUAGGUCCUGCCCUCAAGAUCUGUGCCAAGAUCAAUGUCCUCAAGGAGACCUAAUGUGGUCCUCUGCACAAAUCAGCCUAAAGCAGAUGCCCCAACCAUUCAGGUUCUAACCUGGGGCCAGCAGACUUUGCAGGGAAGAAGAGCGAGCUGUUCCUCUGUGAUCCCCUAUGGGGGGUGUAGAGACAGAAGUGCAAGAAUUGGUUGUUGGUGCUACAUGGUGGCAGCUUUGACAUUUUCUCUGGGUUUCACCUGUGCGCACGCGCGGGGGGGGCACACACACACACACACACACCCCAUUCUCACUAAUCACACCUACCCUAAUCCAGUUUUUAAGCAGGCAGACUAGAGACUAGGACUGCUGCUCCACCUUAUCUGGGAGUGGAGUGACUAGCUAGGAUGUCACUUCUCCAAGAGGAAGAAUGUCUUGUUUGGUAAGGCAAGGAAAUGGGUGAUAUGUGGGUUUGCCUCCCCAGUGGGAGAGGUCAGUUUUCCCAGCUUGUGUGACACAGGUAGCGAAACCUGGUGCUCUCCUCUGGAUUAUCUCUUGUGGCUAUAGCUCAGUUUUCUGUUCAUUUUCUCCCUUAGAUAUGACUAUUUCUUCCUGCGUCCGUGGCAGGGUCACCAGCCAGGGUAGACACUUGGUCGGUAUCUGAUUCGCUGCAGGGACUAAAGGUGUUUGACUGACAGGUGUGGCUGUUGUCAUUCAUCCCCGCCCCUUCUGAUUUGUUACCAUCUUCAACCUUUUCUUUUCUAUCCCAACUCUGCUCUUUCCUAUAGCUUUACAAACAGGAGUGUGUGGGGCUAAGGUCAGGAUUGUAAGCACCUGCCUUGGGCACUAUUCCUUAUACAACAAAAUAUUAAAUAUUUUUUCUUCCUCAGUAAAAGGCUGAAAAGUGGUC